GAAUAUGGAACGUUUUCUCUCGAACCGAACUCCAACAAACAAAAAAAUAUUGCUUGUGAAAGCAUAGCGCUGUUGUUACAAUUGCGUCUUAUUUUAAUAUCUGUUAAUAUAAUAAUUCAUUUUUAAAGAAACAAACCAUGUGCAUGAACUCUUGAGUGAGUGUAUUAUUUGAAAUAUUAUAGUUUAUAAUGAUACAUAAUAUUUGUACCCACUUGAAUACGCAAGUGACCCAGCCAGCAAUGGCCACCAUUUUAGAAUCGUUCGAAGUAAUUGUAUAAUAAUAAUCGAGCAAGAUGGUGUCGACAAGGCAGAUGAGUAGUAUCGGAGGUGGCAAUGGAAGUAACGAUGGUCCUGGGCCAUCUCACGCAGAGCCUGUAACCGUGGCGCGGGUAACACGCCACUCCAGUGCCUUACUCCCUGGGGGCUCUUCGCCACACGGUGUAUCCAAUAAAAAUGUAAUAGUGCCGGCACCUAAGACGUAUUCAACUAAUUUGCUCGAUUUGCCUAUCGAAGUUUUAGAAAAAGUAUUUCGCUACUUGGGAUUCAAAAGUGUCUCGCACCUUAGAAUGGUUAAUCGUCAAUUCAACACUGUAUGUAGUAGUAUUCUGAAUUCAACAUUUCAACGGUUACAAAAUCAGAUGCUUCAUAGAUUCCAAGCAAUCAAAGCUAAAAUGCCUCGAAGGGAGUCUGCAAGAAGGAGUCAUCCACUUGCUUGUGAAUCUGAUAUUAUUGAAACCCUGCACAUGAGAUUAAGCUUAUUACAAAUGACAUUUGGCAAACACAUUGAAAGGAAACACUGUUGUUUUUUCCCAGGGGAGAUCCUUGAUGAAGUGUACAGUAUUCUAUCUUAUCUGAAAACAACAACAAAAUUAGCAAGGCCUUAUAAAGUAACAGAUGAGCUUUUUGAUUUAACAACGAUGGCCAUGGAAUAUUUCAAAGAGCAUAUUGAGCCCAACUUGCCUGAAAUAACAUAUUUUGGCACGGAUUUCUUUGAUAUCACAACUGCCUUCUCACCGGGUGAGAGCAGUAAAUCUUACAUUUGCCUGGACUCUCCGCCGCCCAGCGGGUUCGAGUCGUCGUCCCAGCAGGCGGGCGGCGCGUCCACGUCCGAGCGGCGCGUGUCGUCGCUCAACCUGUACAUGGAGGAGAGCCUGCCGCCCUCCCCGCCCCCGCCGCAGAGCAAUAUGGUGUUGAGGAAAAGAAUACACCGUAUUAAGCAAGGCAUGAAGAAGUACAAUGAUCAAUUAUCAGCACUAAGAAGUGAUCUUCGGAGUUGUAAACGUAAGACAGCUCUUCAACAGAAACAAAUAGCGGAACAGCAAAAACAGAUUGCGGAACAACAGAAACAAACGUUAGAGUAUGCUAAUCGGUUAGAUGACUAUGAUAAAAAGAAUGAGGAAACGAGUCGGAAAUUUCAAACUUUACUACAGGAGCUGAAUAAGUGCAAGACGGAGCUCCAGUACUGGCGCUCGCGCUCGCCCGCCGUGCCGCCGCUCUGCGCCGAGUGCGGCGCCUCGUUGCGACUCUCGCCGGCGCUGGCACAGUGGGCGGCUGGUACGAGUGCGGACGCAAGCGAGGAGAUGGCGGGCGGCAGCAAGGACUGCGCGGACGCAGACGUGGACACGCCCACGGAGACCAAGCCCGAGCCGCGCGACAGCGACGACACCACGCACACGCCGCCCACGCGCCGUCGCGCGUCCGCCGACGCCACGCCCGACCGCAAAAAGCGCCGCCUCACUAGACCUAGGAAGCUAUGAAAACGACCUGACCACCGACGUCGAGGUAUGCGAUCGCUCACCGGCGACGCUUCAUCGAACUUAUACGCUGCUGUUAGUGCAGAGGGUGUGAAUGUGUAUAAAGAUUAAGUACUUUACAGGAGAGAAUAAAAACUGAUUAUAUUUUCUUUUCUUCUCUCUGCCAAUUCUGGUGAGUAAUGUUUAACUUUAUGUUAAAGCUUCAAAUUCAUGGAUUAAAAAUUUACAGAUAUGCGAUACUUUACAAUUUUAAAUUGGAUCUUUUUUUAUACACAGUUAUUAUAUUUGCACUAACAGUAGCAUAUGUGUUCUUUAUUGUGGUACAUACUUUAUAUGGUAACGAAUCAAGAAUAAUUGGUAAUUUUUUUUUAGUUUUGCUGUAAUGUCAAUUUACUACUAUUCCUUUUCGAAAAUAUUGAAAUACAUAAAAAAAUAAAUCGCAUCAUGCUUUGUGUAUCAUCUCAUGUUUUUUUCGUUUCUCAUGUAUCUAAAAUACAUUUGGAAUAUGUCUAAAAACAAAUGAU
Vanessa tameamea is the source of this 2278-nucleotide messenger RNA. It is a transcript of the gene dmpd, whose product is annotated as F-box only protein 28. The record is from RefSeq and is a predicted model, not a curated record. Gene Ontology annotation, molecular function: transcription coactivator activity; protein binding. The transcript has 8 exons. Lineage: Eukaryota; Metazoa; Arthropoda; Insecta; Lepidoptera; Nymphalidae. Bases 294 to 1757 code for a protein of 487 amino acids. Gene Ontology annotation, biological process: positive regulation of DNA-templated transcription. Gene Ontology annotation, cellular component: nucleus.